ACCAAAACUAGCAAGUGUGGCAUCACCAUAUCCUCUCAUAUGAGUCGUGAUAAAAACGAUGUACAAGACUCAUUACCAACAUUAUAUCCGUUAACAUAUAUAGCACCUCAAACUUCCAAUUAUGGCGAAAACUUCCUUGAGCUUCAACAAUGGCGAAUUCUACAUUCACGUUGUUGAAAGCAGUCUUCAUCGCAUUGGCAAGCGUUAUGGUUGCUACUCUUAUCUAUACUAUCGCCAUUGAUGGCCUUCCGUUUCGUAAAGACCUCCUUUUCCCAUGGAUGGCAGCAACUUUAGUGGACUUCUAUAUCAAUAUUUUUGUUUUGGCGGUAUGGGUUAUCUACAAGGAAUCAAGUUGGCUCACAUCAGUAAUCUGGGUCAUACUUCUGGUUUGUUUUGGAAGUAUUACUACUUGUACAUACAUUGUCAUUCAAUUAUUCAAGCUCUCAGCUGAAGAAUCUGCUCGUGAUCCUAUGUAUCAUCUUUUAUUGCGACAGCAAGACAAGUAUCUUCCUCAACAGGAAAGAUGCAUUUAGUGGAAGCACACUUCAUUUGAUCGCUGCAAAAGUUAUUUUCAGUGCUCUAGGCUUCCUUAUGCUUGGAACCUUGGUUUACACUCUUAUAACUAAUGGUUCACCUUUCAAGAAGGAGCUUCUUAUACCAUGGAUGGUAGCAACGCUCAUUGAUUUCUACAUCAAUGUUGCAGUUUUAUCGAUUUGGGUUGGCUACAAGGAAUCAAGCUGGUUAAAUGCAGUCAUCUGGAUUACUUUGUUAAUAUGUUUUGGCAGCAUUUCGACCUGUGGAUAUGUCGUGCGGCAAUUUUUUCUGCUCUCUCCUUAUGAUCCCUUGUACCUUGUUCUGUUGAACCACCUUCAUAGGCAAGUCUAAUGUCUAUUUUCCAUAUUUUCUUCCAAUAUAUUCUAUUUUCCAUAGGCAAGUCUAAUGUCUAGCUUUGUAACAUCUGCUGUCUUUACACUAUAUUCUAUUGAUGCUGUUUAAAUCAUUCAAAUGGUAUGUGGGUGUGAUGGUAGGACAAGCAAGCUGGAAACUUCCUCUGUCGUUCUAUUCAAUCUGAAUUAUGAAACAGACUAUUUUUUAUCAAA
This is a messenger RNA of Chenopodium quinoa (quinoa), 1100 nucleotides long. RefSeq lists its product as uncharacterized. The transcript has 8 exons. The record is from RefSeq and is a predicted model, not a curated record. The coding region runs from base 150 to 533 and encodes 127 amino acids. NCBI's taxonomy places the organism in Eukaryota, Viridiplantae, Streptophyta, Magnoliopsida, Caryophyllales, Amaranthaceae.